AGCUACUGAUUUAUUUUUUAGCUUUAAAAAAAAUAUUAUUUCCUUUUUUAGGAAUAACACCGGAGUCCCGAUUCCGGGCCCCACCCCCGUUAUCACGGCAGUUCCCUCCCCGGCCCCCUGCGGGGCCACGAGCCUCAGGGCGGGGGCGGAUAAAAGGCCGGGUGCGGCCGGGAUGCUGGGCACCGUCCCCUAGGAACCAACGCCAGGCGAUCGGUGUGGUGCUCUCCGAGUCAAAGACCACGGCUUCGGCCCGACGUGUGCUGAGGGGGCCGGCCAAGACCAGAGUUCCUGGGGCCGCCUCCCGAUUCGGGCUAGCAGCUGGGCUGGCGCGCUCUCACACCUUGUUCGGGGCCACAGGGCUCUCCAUCUUGGAGAGAGGGGACGGCUGGGGAGACAGAGUCAGGGAGCUUCGGGGAGUAAUCCAGGCGCGUCUGCGUGACUACCUGGGCUCCAGACCCCAGCUCAGCGUUCAAAGCCCGCCGCCCUUCCCCCUCUCCCCCCCGCCCCCGGCCAGGUGAGGCCCCUCAGUCCCGCGCUGACAGCUGGGGCCGGUGGGCACCUCGCCGGACCUGGGGACUCCAAGGCGGGGCGCUCUGAACAAGAGUUGCUUGGGGUUAGGGCGACCGAGGAGCCUUUGGACCCUGGCUGCUUCUCGACCGAGAAGGAGAGGUGGGAAAGCCGGGGGAGCGAGGCAGGAGGUGCGGCAGUUCUCUGCGAAGAGGUAGCGCCUGGGCUCAGCGCUGAUUGAGCCGGGGCGUUUGGCUUGCGCCUGCAGGCUAGAGGAGUGCGCGAGCUUGCGCGCGCGCGCGGGAAGACUGUCUCCCCCUCCUCUUUGUCCCCCCCACCCCCGUCCCUCUAGCUUUCCCUCUUCCCUCCCCCACGCGAGGCCAGGACCCCUUGGCUGCCCUCAGCUGGGGAGGGGAGCCUAGAAGGCUACGAGCUUGGGAGGCGGACCGUGCAGCCUCGGCAGGUGAUAGCGAGCGAGUUCUCACGCCCCCUCCUCCUCCUCCUUCUUCCACACAGACACACACACGCGCGUACACAUACACACUUGCACAUCCAGCCCUCCUCCUCUCCCGGCCCCCACUGUCUCUCCCCUCUCCCGCCCCCUUCUUUUUUUUUUUUUUUUUUUUAAAGCAGCACCCUACCCCCACCCCACCCCCACCUUCCCGGAGAACACGCCCCGAGUAUUUGGAGAAGAGGCAGAUAGUAGCAGUAGCAUUGAACCUGAGGGGCUCAGGCUGUGCGCAGACCUGCCGCUCGCGGGGCGACGAGCGACAGACGAAGAGAGAAAGCCGGAAUAAAAGAAAAGGAGGGCGGGUGGGGGGGAGCGACUAAGAGGCUGGGAGAAGGAGAGAGACAGGGAGACAGACAUCGAGAACCCGAAAGAUCAGACAGACGCGCACGCACACACACACACACGGACCCUUAGCCUGCAAGCGCGGGAGAGAAGACCGGUCUAGAGCCAGACGGACAGACGCCCCGGGACGACCCCCUGACCCUAGCCCCCCCGCACCCCGGAGACCCCAGGGCGGGAUAUGGUGAUUGUCUCCACUGCCUCUCGGGAUUUACAAAGGCAGCGCCGCCUGCUCAGAGCUCUUGCUCCAAUUCCUGCCCCUUGCCCCCGGGGCCCCGUCCCCCGCCCCACAAGGGGGGGCUCAGCCCCGUGGGGGGCGACCCUGGCCCGAGACUGAGCCCCAAACCUCAGCCCCCUCCCCACCUAGUGCAUGUGGAGUUAAGCGCCGCUGGCCAGCGGGGAAUAUGAACCGGAAAGCAAGGCGCUGGAUCUGCCCCAUCUUCCUGAGCCUGGGCAUCGUCUACAUCAAAAUUGGGGGCUUCUCCUCUGUGGUGGCUCUUGGGGCCAGCAUCAUCUGUAACAAGAUCCCAGGGCUAGCUCCCAGACAGAGGGCAAUCUGUCAGAGCCGACCUGACGCUAUCAUCGUGAUCGGAGAAGGGUCUCAAAUGGGAAUCAACGAGUGUCAGUUUCAGUUCCGAAAUGGUCGUUGGAACUGCUCAGCCCUGGGAGAGCGGACGGUCUUUGGGAAAGAGCUGAAAGUGGGGAGCCGAGAAGCUGCGUUCACUUACGCUGUCAUUGCUGCUGGCGUGGCCCACGCCAUUACAGCUGCCUGUACCCAGGGUAACCUGAGCGACUGCGGCUGUGACAAGGAGAAGCAGGGCCAGUAUCACCGGGAUGAAGGCUGGAAGUGGGGCGGCUGCUCCGCCGACAUCCGCUACGGCAUCGGCUUUGCCAAGGUCUUUGUGGAUGCGAGGGAGAUCAAGCAGAAUGCCAGGACCCUCAUGAACUUACACAACAAUGAGGCUGGACGCAAGAUACUGGAGGAAAAUAUGAAGCUGGAGUGUAAAUGCCACGGAGUCUCCGGUUCGUGCACCACUAAAACCUGCUGGACCACGCUCCCCAAGUUCCGCGAGCUGGGCUAUAUCCUGAAGGACAAGUACAACGAGGCUGUGCAUGUGGAGCCCGUACGGGCCAGCCGCAACAAGAGGCCCACCUUUCUCAAGAUCAAGAAACCCCUGUCCUACCGCAAGCCCAUGGACACGGAUCUGGUGUACAUCGAGAAGUCUCCCAACUAUUGCGAGGAAGACCCGGCCACGGGCAGCGUGGGGACCCAGGGCCGCAUGUGCAACAAGACGGCCCCCCAGGCCAGCGGCUGCGACCUCAUGUGCUGCGGCCGGGGCUACAACACCCACCAGUACGCUCGUGUAUGGCAGUGUAAUUGCAAAUUUCACUGGUGUUGUUAUGUCAAGUGUAACACGUGUAGUGAACGAACAGAAGUGUACACGUGUAAGUGAGCUGGGAGGGCUGUGCAGAUACUGGGGGACUGGGGGGGUGAGAGGGAUGUGGACAUAAAGGGGGAGGGGCCCCAGCUGCUGAGCCACCCUUCCAUUCUCCCCCUCGCCAUCCCACUGUGCGCUGAGAAAGGAAAAAGGAGGGAAAAAAGGAAAAACUGAGGAAGAUGUUUGUAUGUGAUCUAGCCCGACCUUUGCUGGGUUCCGGCCAAGAUCUACCAGCUUCUCCCAAAAGAUCAGCUUUGGGUGCGGGUUUUUUCUUAGCUUCUCAAGGGGAAGCUGGGACUUCCCUGUUAGAUCCCCGAAAAGAGCAGAGACCCCCUCUCCCCCCAUAAGUACACUCCGCCACUAAGUCACUGGAGUCACUGUGGGCCCACGUGGCCUUAGGCAGACCACCAGGCUGUGCCAGACCAAGCCUCCAGAACUCAAGGGGUCAGCCUCCCCUGGGAACAAAUGGUUCAUUCUGCACAGUGACUGUUUGUUCCCCAGGAAUCAAACACUGCAAGAAGCACUGGAAGUAUGAGAAAAUCUUUGCACCCGGGAUCAGUACCCCAGUGUGAUUAUUCCUGCAGAGUGCUACCCCCAGCCCCGGCACUCAUAGAGAUGCUUCAGGAAACUCCAGGCUGGUUUUCAUCUCACUCCAGUCACUUCAGCAAAUCCUGCUAUUGCUCCUGCUGCUGUACUAUGGCUAGAAAUGAGAUGGCCUUUCUUUGAGUUGCCAUUUUUUUUAAAGCAGGGACAUCAUGCUCCUGGGCUUACUAAUAGCAAUAUUUAACAAUUUAUUCAGAUAAAAAAUAAUAUUAAUUUAUUUAAUUAAAAGAACUCUACCACUACUGGAAAAGAUUCUGCAAUCAAAGUAAGUUCCUUGCUUUCUUUGUGGAAUAAUUUUGUCAACUGGGCAAGGAACAAUUGGAAUUGUACAUAGUUAUUCUUUAUGCAGAUAUUUCUACUAGUUGAUUUCGCAAGUUAUUCCUUGCAGUCCUAGAUGUUUAAGUAUAAAAGCAGGCAUCUUUUUACAUAUAUAUAUAUAUUUUUUGCUGUUUGCUGCUAGUUGUCUGGAAACCCAAGUUGGCAUUGAUCUUGAGAUCUUUAUCAGGACAUACCUAUACCCUCUUUCCCACUAUCCCCUGCCAGGUAAGGCUAUCCAUCCUAAAAAUUGAAUUUGAGAUGCCUAUAUAGAGAAACAGAAAUUAACUCCAGACAAUUUCCAUCUUUUGGAAAAUGACCCAUAGGAUAAGAGAGUAUAUUUUGUAAGAGACUAUUUUUAUAUGAAUAUUUUAUUUAUACUAUGUUUGCCUGUAUCAUGCUAUAACCUGUUCUACUUCUCAAAUCAGGCAGCCAUCUCAUCCUGUUUAUCAGAGGAAGGCUGGUGAGAUCUUGAGAUGGAGGAGGCUGGGGCUCAGAGCACAUAUGAGUCUCUUCCCCUUAUAUCACACAAACCCCCUCUUGGGAUCCAAUCUGCCAAGUAUGCAAAAGAUCCUUCAGUCACAUGGUUCAAGGGCGUGAUUGGUAUUAAUGGGAUACUCUCUGAACCCAUUUGGAGGAAGAAAAAAAAAGCCAACUCCAACAAAUUUAAGCUCCCUCCCUCUUGUGGCCUGGAUCAGUCAACUGUGGCCCUGUGAUUAGCAAAGGCAUUGGAUGUAUUGGCCCUGAAAUCCCCACAUUGUGGGACUGUCACAAUGGAUUGGAUCAGCCCAAAUCAGCAGGCUUGGACAUUGUCAACCAGACACACACACAAACACACACACACCAAUUGCCUCCCGCAGACAGUGGUUACCUCAGAAUCCUGUUUUAAUGAUGCAGUGGGUUUGAGGAUAUGCCUCCAGCUUUUGCCAACAUUUUCUUAGAGGACUUUCCCACAAGACACCAAAAUAUUCAAUCAAAAAAAUAGAACAUUCAACCAACCCACUUUUGGAUUCUUCCACCUAGUCAUUACCAAGCAGCUGCAUCCCCAAAAUCACCAGUGGCUUGAUGGAUUGGGGAGUUCAUUGUUCAUGACUGAAAGGGGAAACCACCCAGAACAAAUUGAGAAAAAGUAGGUUCUCUUUUUUCUCAUCCUCUCCUGUCCCCUUUUGCCUUUCCUUCUCUGAGGGAACAGGUAGAGAGAGGCAUUCAGGAGUCAAUAAGGUAAAAUUUCUAAAUUCUGUAAGCUCUUCUCUCCCCAAUUUAGCCUGGAUCUCCCAGCCUCUCAUACCCAUUGCUUCCCAAGCUAGGAAGGUCUCCUUUGAGAGAGUGUAUAUGACGCAAUGAAAGAAUCUUGAAUUUGAAUCCUGACUCUGCUGCUUAAUUCUUGUGGAACUUACCUUCCUUGAACCAGCCCAAUUAAUUUCUCUGGGUCUCAGUUUCUUCAUUUGGGAAUCUUCUAACCAUUUUUUGUAUCAUGGUUUCCUUUGGUAAACUGGUAAGGACUGGACCCUUCUCAGAAUAAAGUUUUAAAAUGCAUACAGUAUGAAACAUCAGAUUGCCAAGAAUAAAAAAAAAUACUUUGAAAAACUAUAUAAAUUAUAUUUUAAAAUACAAGUUCAUGGACCCCAGGUAAAGAACUGGAUUAGAUAAUCUAUCAGCUUUCUUCUAUCUUAAAUCCUGUGGUUCCUAGAGGAUUGAGCGUCAAAUAGUUGAUAUGCCUCUGUAGUUGGGUCUGCUUCCAUAUAUGGCUCUGUGUAUUGUUUGUGUGUGGGAGCAUAGGAUUUAGAGCUGACUGGAACCUGGGGUGUGAACCAGAUGCAAAUGUAAUUGGGAACACUUAAAAAUCAAUAAAAAUACAGUAGAACAUAAAUAA
Molecule: messenger RNA, 5587 nt
Organism: Antechinus flavipes (yellow-footed antechinus)
Lineage: Eukaryota; Metazoa; Chordata; Mammalia; Dasyuromorphia; Dasyuridae
Gene: WNT7A
Product: Wnt family member 7A
Exons: 4
Coding region: 1762-2811 (349 amino acids)
Biological process (GO): positive regulation of JNK cascade; neuron differentiation; cell fate commitment
Cellular component (GO): extracellular region
Molecular function (GO): frizzled binding; cytokine activity
Source: RefSeq, a predicted model, not a curated record